GCUUCUUUGGAUGUCAUUGACUCUACAGAGAUUCAGAUUGUACCCUGUUUUGCUGUUCGACCAACAAACAAACCUCUGUCAACGACACAGACAGCGUUGCCCCACAGAUGACCAAAUCAAUACAACUGCUUCACCCUAUGCAACUCAUAGGGGAGGUGAAUGGGCGCCUUAUUAUCAAGCUCAGCCAGGGAAUAGGUUCAUAGGUCUCUGCCAGAAACUGAAUGACAAAAUUUGGCAUCUACACGACAGCAAUAACACCGAUAAAGGACAAUGCCGCGUCUCUCGGUCCCAACAACAGCGCGUCUGCCCUCAUCAUUACGCGUUGACCCGUCUCACCCGACGGCCACCAAGAUCCUCGGUCGUCUAUCGCGUUCGUCUCUCCUGACCGUCGCAUUGGAUUGGUUGGACGACAGCAACCUGCCACUAGCACAGCCGUUUCUGCGCGGGGACGAAGAGUACGAAGAAGAACUGGAAGAUGAGGAUGCCGACGGCUUAUACCCCCCCGCGCGCUCAGUCGAGGAAGUGCGCGAUGUCUAUUCCUCUUUCCAGGGGCGCAAGGGCUCUAAGCGGGAGGUGCUGGAACGCAUCACCGACGGCGACUGGCGGCACGGCCUGACGCUGUACCAGCUGGCCAUGGCCGACCUGCAGUACCUCUACGACCACCCGACGUCGCAGCAGUGGUCGGCCUACCGCGUAGUGCCGCUCAAGCCGCCGCGCGACCCGGAAGGCGAGGAAGCGCUCGAAGUGGACAAACAGUCCCUCGCCAUCCCGCGCUUCCACCCGUCCACCUUCCUCAAAACCCUCCAGGCCCAGGUCCUGCCGGACGUGAAGGCGCACUACAACUUCGACGCGCACAAGUCCCUGCCGCUGCUCCUCCUGCGCAUCUUCAUUCUUGACUCCCCCUACAGCACCAACCUGGGCCUGCAAACCACCACCACCGGUACUACCACCACCACCACCACGACGGGCUUCGACGCCUCCAGAACGGUGUAUAUCGCCUUCCCGGACGCGUCGCCGCACAUCUUCAUCUCGAAACCCCAAACCACAACGACGACCACGACCACGACCACCAUUACCCUCUCUUCCUCCUCCUCUUAUUCGUCCUCCUCGGGGCCAAGCGGCGGCGGCGGCGGCGAGUCCAAAUCGCUGCGUACGCUCCUGCUGGAGGGCAUCCCCAAGGCGCUGUCGCGGCCGCUGCAGCGGCAGCGCUUCACGCUGCAGGCGACCAAGCUGGUGACGCGCAACCUGGCCGAGCUGGUGGCGCGCCGCGGCGGGGGCCGGACGAACGCCGCCGCGGGCGGGUGGAGUGUCUAUGCGGAUGAUGACGAGAAGGACCCGAAGAGGAAGAACGAGACGCCGCUGGAUUUGGUCCUCCCCCUGCCCGUCAGCCCGCCGCUUUCUUCUUCUUCUGCUGCCUCUUCUUUCUUGGAAGAAGGAGAAGAUGAGGGGGGGAAGAAAAGGGCUGUUGUUGUUGGUCCGCUGCCCUUGUCGGCUGGGGAAAGGAGGGAGGAGCGGGUGAGGAAGCGGGCGAGGUUGGUUGCGCAGGCGAGGUUUGGAGAUACGGCGAAGGUGGGGGAUGGAAAAGGGGUGGAGAGGGUGGAUGUUGUGUUGGAGGAUGCGUUUCCUCAAGGACCUGGGGAGAGUGUUGCGGUGGAGGAGGAGGAGGAACAAGAUGAGACAUACGACCGGGAUAGAGCUGGGCGUUCGGCUAGGGCUGGGAGGAAGAGCCAGGUUGAUGCGGCACUCGAGAGGGCAGAGGAGGAGGAGGACGACGACGACGACGACGAGGGCGGCGGUGGGCGACGGGAAGAGCAACCCGCGCAAGUGUGGCGCCCGAAUGUCAGGCUGACGUUUCACGGGUCGCACGUGUUCGCGGGAAUUAGACAGCUUGUCGAGUGUGGCAUUAUUGACGGUGAGCGGAUGCCCGGGUGGAUGACGGGCGAGGAAGGGGUGACAAUAGGCGCUGUGCGGCACGGCAGGAUACGGGGCCACAAGGGAUCUGGGUUGUAGGGCGCAACUGUGCAGUUCUAUCGGUUGUCUUUGUAUGGAUUGCGAGCAGAUCUAAAUACCCCGAAGCGUAUUAUCCGUCCCCAGAGUCUCAGAGUCAACAGUAUACCCGGAAACCCACAAUGUGCCGUCGCAAACAGAACAAAUCUAGGAGUCUAACCCAAACACCUUAACCGUAUUCGCCCAGGCGGCCUCGCAAACCUCUUCGACGGAGACCCCCUUUAUGCCCGCCACGA
This is a messenger RNA of Chaetomium strumarium, 2243 nucleotides long. Its product is annotated as centromere protein Chl4/mis15/CENP-N. The record is from RefSeq and is a predicted model, not a curated record. The transcript has a single exon. Gene Ontology annotation, biological process: chromosome segregation; CENP-A containing chromatin assembly. Bases 271 to 2010 code for a protein of 579 amino acids. Lineage: Eukaryota; Fungi; Ascomycota; Sordariomycetes; Sordariales; Chaetomiaceae.